GCCACCCUCCUACAACCACUGCACGAGUCCAUUCCCAACCACAUCAACAGGCCCGGCGCAAGGAACCGCAAAACUUUCAAGAUGGCUGACGUUACCGACCCCGCUGUCGCCGCUGAGAUGAAAAAGAAGAGGUCGUUCAGGACAUUUUCCUAUCGUGGCGUGGAACUGGACAAACUUUUGGAUUUGAGCAAUGAAGAGUUCGUUGACCUCGUACACGCCCGGGCUAGAAGACGUUUCCAGCGUGGUCUUAAGCGUCGCCCGAUGGGUCUCAUUAAGAAACUUCGCAAGGCUAAGAAGGAAGCACCUCCCAAUGAAAAGCCUGCUGUCGUCAAGACACAUCUACGAGAUAUGAUAAUCGUGCCGGAGAUGAUUGGGUCAGUAGUUGGCAUCUACAAUGGAAAGGUUUUCAAUUCUGUCGAAAUCAAACCUGAGAUGACUGGUCAUUAUCUCGCGGAAUUCUCUGUGUCGUACAAGCCAGUCAAGCACGGUCGUCCUGGUAUUGGUGCAACACACUCCUCCCGAUUCAUUCCUCUCAAGUAAAGCCUCUGGAUUUUGUUUACUUCCCAUCUUUCGUAGGUACUACUAUGUACUUUCUCACUCUUAUGCAUCGAAGACAAAAAUGCUAUCAUGCGCAUGCCAUGGGUGCAAACAGCG
Molecule: messenger RNA, 654 nt
Organism: Marasmius oreades (fairy-ring Marasmius)
Lineage: Eukaryota; Fungi; Basidiomycota; Agaricomycetes; Agaricales; Marasmiaceae
Gene: RPS15
Product: ribosomal protein S15
Exons: 7
Coding region: 82-540 (152 amino acids)
Biological process (GO): ribosomal small subunit assembly; translation
Cellular component (GO): cytosolic small ribosomal subunit; ribosome
Molecular function (GO): structural constituent of ribosome
Source: RefSeq, a predicted model, not a curated record